AUGUUGCCUCCGAGCUCCUUCCUGCUUGUUGCCUCGUUGCUGGCAGCUGUGCCAGCCAACGCCGAUGGCAUCUACACCAGAAAGUCACCGGUGCUCCAGCUAAACGCAAAGACUUACGGAUCGCUUAUUGCGAACUCAAAUCACACUUCGAUCGUCGAAUUCUAUGCUCCCUGGUGCGGUCACUGCCAGAAUCUCAAACCCGCCUACGAGAAGGCCGCACAAAAUCUAAAUGGCCUGGCCAAGGUUGCCGCGAUCAACUGUGAUGAAGACGAGAACAAGCCAUUCUGCGGACAAAUGGGUGUCCAAGGCUUCCCGACCCUCAAGAUCGUGACCCCCUCGAAGAAACCCGGAAAGCCACGCGUGGAGGACUAUCAGGGCGCGCGCACCGCGAAGGGCAUUGUCGAUGCGGUGGUCGAUCGCAUCCCCAACCACGUGAAGCGCGCCACGGACAAGGACUUGGACAACUGGCUGGGACAAAAUGAGGAGCGCCCCAAGGCCAUCCUCUUCACAGAGAAGGGCACAACCAGUUCGCUUAUCCGCGCGCUGGCGAUUGACUUCCUCGGCGCGAUCGAUGUCGCGCAGGUCCGCAACAAGGAGACCAGCUCUGUGGAGAAGUUCGGCGUGGAGGAGUUCCCAACAUUGGUCGUGGUUCCUGGCGGCGACGCAGAGCCUACGGUGUACGGUGGUGAGCUGAAGAAGCAACCCAUCCUAGAGUUCUUGAGUCAAUUCGCCGAGGCCAACCCAGACGCUACUGGAAAAGCCGCCCCGGCCAACUCUAAGCCGAAGUCUAAGCCUAAGUCCAAGACCAAGCCGACAUCCGUCACCGAGGAGGCAGAGGAGCCCAUCGCUACUCCCGAAUCUAAGCCUGUCGAGGCACCUGUCGCACCCCCGGCACCUACCCUCGCUACCCCCGAAUCUCUCGAGUCUGCCUGUCUAGAGCCCAAGUCCAAUACCUGUGUGCUCGCCCUCCUCCCCGGGACUGGCGCAGACGAAGCACUUCCCUCCACUGCCACCGACGCGCUGUCCAGUCUCGCCGAGAUCGCGCACAAGCACUCCCUUCGCGGUGUGAACAUGUUCCCCGUGUACGCCGUCCCCGAAACAAACACCGCGUCCAAGACCUUGCGCACCGCAUUGGGUCUCGAGGCUAGCCAGGAUGUCGAAAUCAUCGCUGUCAAUGCUCGUCGCGGCUGGUGGCGUCGUUAUAGCGCUGAAGGGGAGUUCGGCAUCACUGCCGUCGAGUCUUGGAUUGAUGCUAUCCGACUUGGCGAGGGUGCCAAGGAGAAGCUGCCCGAGGGUAUUGUCGGUGGAACCGAGCCCGAGGCCGAGGCUGAGAAACCCGAAGAAGUCGAACAUGAUGAGCUGUAA
Messenger RNA from Penicillium pulvis, 1365 nucleotides. Its product is annotated as putative disulfide isomerase. Gene Ontology annotation, cellular component: endoplasmic reticulum lumen. The record is from RefSeq and is a predicted model, not a curated record. Gene Ontology annotation, biological process: response to endoplasmic reticulum stress. Gene Ontology annotation, molecular function: protein disulfide isomerase activity; protein-disulfide reductase activity. NCBI's taxonomy places the organism in Eukaryota, Fungi, Ascomycota, Eurotiomycetes, Eurotiales, Aspergillaceae. The transcript is spliced from 3 exons. Bases 1 to 1365 code for a protein of 454 amino acids.